Messenger RNA from Truncatella angustata, 891 nucleotides. Its product is annotated as tyrosine/serine protein phosphatase-like protein. The record is from RefSeq and is a predicted model, not a curated record. Lineage: Eukaryota; Fungi; Ascomycota; Sordariomycetes; Amphisphaeriales; Sporocadaceae. Bases 1 to 891 code for a protein of 296 amino acids. The transcript has 4 exons. Gene Ontology annotation, molecular function: phosphoprotein phosphatase activity. Gene Ontology annotation, biological process: dephosphorylation.
AUGUCUGACAAGUUUGACAACAUCCUCAACUUCCGUGACGUAGGCAAGACAACAAACGACUUUCUUGGCAAAAAGUGCGUAUACACAUCAUCGUCGUCACCACCGCCACCACCAACACCGCGCCACGAUGCAACGCUCUCAGACCGCGCCAAGCUCAAGGAGCACUACAGGAUCCGGACGGUGAUGGACCUGCGGACCAAGACGGAGCACCUGAAGCAGUCGCAGAAGCGGGCGGCGGACCUCAAGGUGCCGGCGCUGCUGCAGUCCAACGCGGCGCUCGCGGAGCCCGUGCAGAUCCCCGGGCUACGGUACCUGGAGAUCAAGGUCACGGGCAAGAAGUUCGAGAACCACAUGUUGAAGCAGUUGGGCUGGAGGAGUUACAUGAAACUAGUAUCGCUUUAUCUGACCGGGUACCGCAUCGAAGCCAUCCGGAUCAUUUCGCAGGAAGUGAUGCUUCCGCGGGGACUGGUGGGCAUGGGAGAGGACACGCUGGACCAGUCCGGGAGCGAGAUCGCGGAGGCCCUCCGAGCAUUCCUCCAGCCCCAGUCCCUCCCACUACUGGUGCACUGCACACAGGGCAAAGACCGCACCGGUCUGACUGUCGCGUUAUGUCUUCUGAUCAUGCAUGUGCCGUUGGACGCCAUCACGCACGACUACUUGCUCACGCAGACGGCGCUGACACGGGAAGCGCCGCCACAGGAGAUGGAGGCGAGACUGGCUGAGAUCGCUGAGAUCGGGUUGACGCCCGAGUGGGGAGAUUGUCCGCCAGAAUUCGUGAGGAAAAUUGCGGAGCACCUGAACGAGAGAUAUGGCGGUGUUGAGAAGUAUUUGGACGGGAUUGGGUUCGGGGAGGCGGAGAGGAGGAAGUUCAUUGAUGUCUUGAGAGCAUGA